AUGGAGGCCACCACCAGUGUGUGGACGCCACCACAAUACGACUUGUCGAGAACUCCGAAAUUAGUCCAUACAGCCUAUCUUUCUCCAGAUGCAGAGUAUCCUCAUAACUUUGCUCGACUGGUGAAAUGGUGCCCAGAUGGCUCGCUUGCCCUCGCGCAGUGCGAGAACAGGUCUUUGCAAUUUCUUAACCUACCUCCUGAGCUCCUUGAUUCCACGGUCGCCCACGCUGUAGUCCCACCACCGCCACCCGUAGUGCCUCGAACAUUUAUUCAACCCUCCCCAUUAUUGGAUUUUGCAUGGUAUCCUUCUGCCAGCUCCAGAGAUCUAGCCUCAUUCUGCUUCGUGGUGUCUGUCCGUGAGUGCCCGGUCAAGCUCCUCGACGCCACGGAUGGAAGACUUCGAGCUUCAUACAAGAUCGUUGACCACCGCGAACGCCAAAUCGCCCCCCACAGUCUGGCGUUCAAUGUAACAGCCGACAAACUCUAUUGCGGGUUCGAAGACGCGAUUGAAGUGUUCGACGUCUACUACCCCGGUGAAGGUACCAGGUUACAUACGACCCCGAACAAAAGAAGCCGGGAUGGCCUCAAAGGGAUCAUCUCCGCUUUGGCAUUCGCGGCGGACACAUCUUCGGGAAUAUAUGCCGCAGGCUCUCUCAGUCCAUCAGCGCCCUCGUCAUCCAACAUCGCUCUCUUCAGCGAAACGACCGGUGAAGUACCCGUGAUGUUUGUUGGCGCUGAAAAACGGCGGAACGGGGCAGGGUUUGGUAUCCGGGCUAGCGUCAGCCAGUUAAUGUUUAAUCCAACCCAACCAUAUCUUCUAUAUGGAUCCUUCCGACGAAACGACGUGAUCUACAACUGGGACCUUAGAGGCGAUGUCAGUAAUCCAGUGCAGACAUUUGGCGGGCACGGCUCACCCUUCCCCAACAUGAGUAAUCGGCGUAAGACGAAUCAGAGAAUGAGGUUCGAUGUCGAUAUUAGCGGGCGAGUGCUGGGCAUUGGCGAUCAGGACGGACAUGUGUCUCUCUUUGACGUCACCUCAGGCGAUCUCGCAGAAGCCGCGGUAGGUGGAGGGAAUGCGAGCGCUUCUGCGGCGAGGGAAAGGGAGACCCACGCAGCCCUACGAUUCAAAGCACAUGACGAUGCAGUGGGAUCUGUCGUUUUCCAUCCACUUCGCCCCUACCUCCUGUCUGUCUCAGGUUCACGACAUUUCGAUGGGGCGCGCGAUAGCCAUAGCCACGAAUCGGAUGAAUCUUCAAGCUCAGACUCUGAAUCUGACGGGGAAGAGGAAGGGGAUGGUUCGACGGAGGGCACUCCCCGUACGGGCAAAAAUGCGAUAGUGAAGAUGAGCCGCGUACGCCCUCAGCCUCGCACCUUCGAUAGCAGUGCAAAAUUAUGGAACCUUACUGUGGAGGAGGGUUAA
Sparassis crispa is the source of this 1419-nucleotide messenger RNA. RefSeq lists its product as hypothetical. Gene Ontology annotation, molecular function: protein binding. Bases 1 to 1419 code for a protein of 472 amino acids. The transcript is spliced from 9 exons. Lineage: Eukaryota; Fungi; Basidiomycota; Agaricomycetes; Polyporales; Sparassidaceae. The record is from RefSeq and is a predicted model, not a curated record.